Phoenix dactylifera (date palm) is the source of this 696-nucleotide messenger RNA. RefSeq names its product copper ion binding protein. Gene Ontology annotation, cellular component: respiratory chain complex I. Lineage: Eukaryota; Viridiplantae; Streptophyta; Magnoliopsida; Arecales; Arecaceae. The record is from RefSeq and is a predicted model, not a curated record.
GUAUAUAAUAUCAAUGAGCUCACCGCAGGUUUCUCCCAGUAUCCUUCGAGUGACCCAGAGAGACAGGAGGGAGAUCUCUCGUUAGGGUUUUGAGUGCUCUUAUCUUGCUUUGACCCGAGGAACGCGAGGAUCGAAGAAAUCCUAGGCUCGGAUCGCCAUGGUUUCCAGGAUCGCCGCAAGGUACAUGACCCGGAGGCUCUCCUCCGGCGGGAAGGUCCUUAGCGAGGAGGAGAAGGCGGCGGAGAACGUUUACAUCAAGAAAACGGAGCAGGAGAAGUUGGAGAAGCUUGCGCGUAAGGGUCCUAAACCAGGAGAGCAACCCCCAGCAAAUCCAGAUGCUCCAGCAACUGAUUCAAAGCCAACCACAACAGCAGGCUCAUCAACCUCUGGUGUUUCAACUGACCAGAACCGGAACUAUGCUGUACUUGCUGGCACAGUUGCUGCUGUUUGUGGCCUGGGCUGGUAUCUCUUAUCCAAACCCAAGAAAUCUGAAGAACCUGUGGACUGAGGCUCCAUGGAAGUAGCCGAGAUUGGAAGCACCUGCUAUUUUCUUCUGUUGUUUCCCUAGCUUUGUACAAGCUUGUUGCCUGUGAAACUCAGUUUUCUCCUCCAUAUCCAACUGAGCUUAUGCUGCCCAUUUUGAUUAAACCCAGCUAUAUGACUUCAAUAAUCAAAAUUACUCUGCUUUUCCUGUUA